This is a messenger RNA of Lecanosticta acicola, 1785 nucleotides long. The record is from the annotation of a GenBank genome assembly. NCBI's taxonomy places the organism in Eukaryota, Fungi, Ascomycota, Dothideomycetes, Mycosphaerellales, Mycosphaerellaceae.
AUGUCCACCUCCAUCUACCCAGCGUACCCGCCGGAGUUGAAUGAAGAGCAGAAUGCUUACCUGCUAUCCAACUUGAAGGACUGGUCAAUCGCCAAUGGCCUCGCGGUGAGACCGGCUCCCUCGUUCGUGCCAGCAGAGCAAGAUCCGGCUAUAGCACUGGCGACGACUGCACCGGUGACGCUCUUCCCAAGUCUUUUUCCGAAGGGCUGCUUUGAGCAAGCAAAGGGCGUCGCCAAGGCGUACAAUGAGCUCUACUCUGCCAUUGCUAGUGAUGAGGGAUGGUUGACUGGCAUUGUUGAAGAGUAGGUACUGGUUUGGCUGCUCUCACUCUUACUUUGCGUCACAUGAGACAGUGUAUGUGAAGGAGGCGAAUGCUCUCGGCUCACACCUUGCCCGUGAUGUCUAUCAAGGGAUGAGGCUGUCACAUGAAGCCGUCACGCUCGCGGCGCUCAUUUCACUUCAGGUCUUUCUGGGUAGCUACUGACCACGUUCGCGCAGGUUGGUGGAGAUCGACGACUUCAUGGCUGGAUUAUGGAAGGUGCACCUCGCUGUGAAGAGAGAGGGAUACGCUCAGGCAGGUUUUGUUGCCAUCGAACUACCACUCGCUGGCUGACUUGAUGGCAGCCUCUUGCCUUGGGGCUUUUUCGCUCAGACUAUAUGGUGCAUGUCGACGAGUCAAAUCCAUCCAAGACCUCCGUCAAGCAAGUGGAGUUUAACACAAUAGCUUCCUCGUUCGGCGGUCUGUCAAGCCAAGUCGCGGGCCUUCAUCAGCAUCUCCGUGCAAUCGAUGCGUACCCGGAAGAGCUCUCGUCGACAAUCAAUGAGUCGUCGCUACCUGCCAGCACCUCCGUGCCCUCGUUGGCAGCUGGCAUGGCUCAGGCACAUCAAGCGUACGGGCCUUCAACGACAGGCCUGCCAACCUGUGUCAUCUUCCUCGUACAAGAUCCAGAGCGGAAUGUGUUUGAUCAAAGGCAUCUGGAAUACGCUCUGAACAAGAAUCACGGCGUUCGAACCUUCAGACUGCUCUUUGACAAAGUUCUUCAAGAAACGAAUGUUGACGACAAACGAAAGCUAAUAUACUCACCUCCUCACACUCCUCAGAAGCAGUAUGAGGUCAGUCUGGUUUACCUCAGAGCUGGAUACGGGCCAGGCGAAUACAAAGACCAGUCGCAUUGGGAUGCGCGGCUUCAGCUCGAGCGCAGCGCGGCAAUCAAGUGUCCAACCGUGCUAACCCAACUUGCCGGGACCAAAAAGGUUCAGCAGGUGCUAGCGACACCUCACUCGCCACACCUGGCCCACUUCCUGCCAGACAAACAGGAAGCGGCAGCGGUUCUGGAGACCUUCGCUCCCAUUUACCCACUGGACAAGAGUGAAGCAGGCAACGAGGCUCGCAAGCUGGCCACAAGUCCAGAAACGGCGGUUCGAUACGUCCUCAAACCCCAGCGAGAAGGCGGAGGCAAUAACAUCUACCGCCAAGCGAUACCGGACUUCUUGAAAGGACUUCCAGAAUCCCACUGGCCGGCGCAUAUCCUGAUGGAGAUGAUCGAGCCUCCUGCACAGAGUAACACCAUCUUUCGCAACGGCGAGCUGCAGAGCGGUGGCGUGAUAUGCGAACUGGGCAUCUACGGGGCAUGCCUCUGGCAGACCGAAGCGAAUGGAAGUCGAAAGAUGCUGGAGAACUCUGAGGCGGGCUAUUUGUUGCGCACCAAGGGCGACCAAAGCGAGGAAGGCGGCGUUGCCGCGGGCUUUGGCUCGGUCGACAGCCCUUGUCUCGUGGACAUUUGA